AAUCCCCACCAAGUUCAGUACAGCCUCCAAAGGAAAAGCAAAAUGGCUAUCAGGAAACCAAACAAAUUGCCUCAAGCAGCAGUGAUCAAGCAAAUCCUGAAAAGAUGCUCCAGCUUAGGAAAGAAACAAAGCUACGAUGAACAAGGACUCCCCGUUGAUGUCCCCAAAGGCCAUUUCGUUGUAUAUGUCGGCGAAAACAGGAGCAGAUACAUCGUUCCCAUCUCUUUCUUGACCCGACCCGAGUUCCAGACCUUGCUCCAUCAAGCUGAAGAAGAGUUUGGUUUCGAUCACGACAAGGGCCUCACCAUUCCUUGUGAAGAAGUUGUUUUCCGCUCUCUAACAUCGAUGCUCAGAUGUAAAACACGAACUGAGAAAAGCUACCAUUGUUGAAGGAUAUAACUAUAAGGCUGGUUAAUGGAGAAGACGAUUAAGGUGAAGCUGCUUCAUUGCUUCUCUUAGAUUUUUCUCUGACCCCAAAAACCCAGGAAUAUUAAUUAUUUUAUGUCUGGGAUAUAGGUUUGUAAGUCAACACCGAUGUAG
This is a messenger RNA of Hibiscus syriacus, 540 nucleotides long. Its product is annotated as auxin-responsive protein SAUR50-like. The record is from RefSeq and is a predicted model, not a curated record. Lineage: Eukaryota; Viridiplantae; Streptophyta; Magnoliopsida; Malvales; Malvaceae. Bases 43 to 390 code for a protein of 115 amino acids. Gene Ontology annotation, biological process: response to auxin. The transcript has a single exon.